AUGAUGGAAAAGCUUGCGGUUGCACAGUGCAAGAUGCUAGGCAUUACCCUUCGAGAUCGAAAGCGAAACACUUGGAUUCGACAAGAAACUGGUGUAAGUGAUAUCAUCAACGCUAUCAGGAACGCAAAGCAUAGAUGGGCAGGUCACAUCGCACGGUUAAUCUGAUACCCGUUAGACCAUCAAAGCAACAGAGUGGAGCCCAAGAGAUUGGACCAGAAACAGGGUCGUCAAAAACACGAUGGAGAGACGAUCUCACCAGACAGUUUGGACUCGUAUGGUCAAGAUUAGCCAAACACAGACACCUG
Messenger RNA from Porites lobata, 305 nucleotides. NCBI's taxonomy places the organism in Eukaryota, Metazoa, Cnidaria, Anthozoa, Scleractinia, Poritidae. The record is from the annotation of a GenBank genome assembly.